AUGGGCAAACACAAAAGUAGAAGCAGAUCAAGAUCGCAUGAAAAAAAGAAACAUAAAUCUGACAAAUAAAAACCAAAAGAUGGUGAGAAUGAAUCUAAGGAUUGGAGAAAAGAUAAAGUAGACAUAGGAUAAAAGUCAGUAUAAGCAGGAUUAGAUGUUUUGGAAAUUAUCAAAAAGGAAAGGCAAGAGGAUGAAGAAAAAUUAGAACAGUGGAAAAAGAAGGUUGGAUACACUGGACUAAAAGUCAAGACUCCCUUGAAUAUUUAUGAAGAAAUUAUGAAAAAGAACAUUGUGGCUCCUGUGAAGGCAGUCAAUCCUUCUUUACUUAACAAUCCUUAGGCACCCAGGAUGAUCGAAAUCUUGGUCAAUGACAGAUUGGGCAAGAAGGAGAGAAUCAAGUGUUGUCCUCAAGACAAGAUUGGAGAUCUCAAAAAAUUGAUUGCUGCCAAGAUUGGUGUUAGACCUGAGAAGAUCAGACUAUAGAAAUAACAUAUGGUGUUUAAGGAUCAUAUCACUAUAGAGGAUUAUGAAAUAAAGCAUGAAAUGUGCUUGGAAAUGUAUUAUAAUUGAAUUUUGUUUUC
This is a messenger RNA of Paramecium tetraurelia, 581 nucleotides long. RefSeq lists its product as uncharacterized. Gene Ontology annotation, molecular function: protein binding; protein tag activity. The transcript is spliced from 2 exons. The record is from RefSeq and is a predicted model, not a curated record. Gene Ontology annotation, biological process: mRNA splicing, via spliceosome; protein modification process. Gene Ontology annotation, cellular component: cytoplasm; nucleus. Lineage: Eukaryota; Ciliophora; Oligohymenophorea; Peniculida; Parameciidae.